UUGCAAAUCAUAUCUUAACUGUGCCGUGAUGUGGUGCCGCGUUAUCGAAUAGCGUUAUUUUUGCGAAUCUAUGCUGCUGUCGUGUCUGUUUCGGGCUGGCUGUGGCGCAUAUCAGCACAUUCCAUCGAUAGCGGUCCGUUUUUUCGUUGUUGGUUCAGCAGCUGUCACACGCAUUUUCCCCGCAUCGGAUACAGCUACGCUGGUACGAAAAUGGAAUUAAUGUUGUACGUGUGUGACACGGUGACGGUACGGAACCUGUUUGCGGACGUAAUCUGCUUGCGCGCGCUUUCGUCCUGUAAUCGCUAAGGACCUCCACUUCGUUCCACUCGGUGUCGGUGGUGGUUGUGGAGGAGGUGAGGUAUUUUCGAGCGGGAACAAGGAAUGGAGCGUGAUGCCACCCCGAGACGCCAAAUGGCAAAUGACGUCGCAGAGGGUUGAACAAAAAGGGCGAAAAAAAGUUCCAACGUAAUUGUUAUUGUCAACAGUCGUUGUAACAGUGUGUCAUAUAAACCUGGUAUAUGGUGUAAUCCAAACCGUAAAAGGGGGGUUUCGAUUCUACCCAGAGUGCGGCCGCACCGCGAAAAUCACCUCUCUGGCGGCUGCAAAGUGCAAAGAGCUAAAAAGUAAACAAAGAAAAACAAAACAUCACACCAACUCCGGGAGUAAAUUCAAUACAUUCAGUGGUGCCACAACAGAUGAACGAACGAUGACGGAAUUUUGUGACGACGUUAUCAAACUGUUUCCGCUGCGUGCGAUUCCGGAUGUGAUAAAACUGUUCCGCCAACAGCUGAACAAUCGCGAGGAGGAACCGGACCUUACGCUGCUGUCGAUCGUUACCGGAUUGAUCGAGCAUUCGCUCACGACGAAGGUGCUCGAAUCGACGAGCUCCUCAUCGUCGUCCUCGCACAAUAAUAAUAACAACAAUAACAACAAUGGCGAGGGAGGAAAGAACGCCACGGCGGACCCGGCUGGCAACUUUCCCGUCAUCCGGUACGACACCGUGGAAGGUCUGUACAAGCGAUUCAAAUCCGUGCUGGCACCGAUCGAGAAGCUGCUAGUGAAAACGACGACCGAUUCCAAGUUUGCCAGUCGCGAAAUUAUCAAGAAAGUAUCCGACAUCAUCUGGAACUCGUUGCUGCGAAGCUCGUACAAGGAUCGGGCCCAUUUACAGAGCCUCUAUAGCUACUUGUGCGGCAACAAGCUGGACUGCUUCGGUGUUGCCUUUGCUGUCGUGGCCGGAUGCCAGAUGCUUGGCUACCGGGACGUCCAUUUGGCCAUCUCCGAGGACCAUGUGUGGGUCGUGUUUGGCAAGACGGGCGAUGAAACGAUCGAGGUAACGUGGCACGGCAAGGGAGCGGAGGAUAAACGAGGCCAAUCGGUUGCCCCGGGCAUUGAGUCACAAACGUGGCUUUACGUGGCGGGCAAUCCGGUCGUUUGCAAUCGAUACAUGGAAGUUGCAGCGAUUGUGUCCGCCAUUAAUCCAUCGUUGACGGCCACCAGUGCAUGUUUGGAGGUGGCCGAUUUACAGCAACAGCUACUCUGGCUCCUACACGAUAUGGGACAUUUGAAGAAAUACCCAAUGGCGCUUGGUUGUCUGGGUGAGCUGGAAGAGGUCGAGCCAACACCGGGGAGGAAAAGCUGCGAGGAACUGUACAACGAGUCAGUACGAUCGUCACAAAUGUUUUACCGGAACCAUCAUGUGUACCCGUACACGUACCAGGGCGGUUACUACUAUCGAAAGAAUAUGUAUCGGGAAGCAUUCGCAUCCUGGGCGGACAGUAGCGAUGUUAUUCGGCUGUACAACUACUCACGGGAUGAUGAAGAAAUAUAUAAAGAAUUCCUCGAUAUUGCCAACGAGCUGAUCCCACAGGUGAUGAAGUUAGAAAGCUCCGGCCAUUCGGCGAAAAGUAUCCUGCGCGAUUCGUCCUGCUUUGCCAACCUGUUGCGCUUUUACGACGGCAUAUGCAAGUGGGAGGAAGGCAGCCAAACGCCUAUCCUGCAUAUCGGUUGGGCUAAACCGCUGGUAGCAACAAUAGCAAAGUUUGAUCACGACAUACGAUCGCAGGUAAUCAUAAAAUGUGCCGAUCAGGAACCACAAGCACAAACCGCCCUACAGCAUGGGCAGGAGAAUGGUGGCAAAAACGGAACAGACGAUACGGUGCAUCAUCACAACAACAACAAUAUCGCAAAGGCUGACGCGAACGUAACCAACGGAGGGCGCACAAAUGGUAGUACCUCCGUGAAAGGUAAUUCGCUACCGAAAUCACUCGAGGCACUGGUGGGCAAAUGUGGCGAGAAGCUGCUAAAUCCCGAAUUUCUACUGCAAGGCGGUGGACAACCAUUUACUACCGAAGAAAGUGCCGAACCAUCGUCUGACGGUGAGGGAAUUUGUACGACCGUAGAAACCAACAAACCGGCAAGCAACGGAAAACGUGACGACGGUGCUGUAAAGAUAAAGCAAGACGGGGAAGCUGAAAAAUGUACCCAGAUUAAUAAGCGAGACACGAAUGUGGACGACACGGAACCGAAACGACCCAUCAUUGUGCUGUACAGUCAGAAGAUGAAAGGUCUGAAGGAUCUGCUGCUGACGGAGAAGUUGAACACGAAUGCGAUCUCGCUACAAAUUACGGCCCAAAGCCAGGUGCAGGUAGGUGGAAAGAAACUGCGCGGAUGCCAGACUUCGCUCGGUGGCAGCGGUUCGAUAGGGACCACGGGUGGAGCGAUAACCGUCAACGAGGGAAUCGAUGGUAAUACCCGACCGAAAAGGGCGCGCAGAGAAUAGGACCUCUUGCAACCAGCAAAGCAUUACUUACGUUGGGCGGGAAUGGUUUAAGUCAACUCUAAUUUAUUAUCGUAUCUUUAGGGCGCCAAUCAAAAUGGUUCACUGCACACGCGUAUUUGUAAUUGCGCACCGCUUUUAAGCUGUACAUUUUUCCAAACUGUCCCCCUCAAAGUGGUUUUUUUUCGCGGGGGAGAAAAUUUCCAAUUUUGUCGACAAACUAUACAGCCAUUCCAACACACAAAACGACCGAUUCUAGUCGGAAUACUUUAGUUUUGUUCUAUUUAUAAUCCCUUUUUUGUUUUUGGUUACUUUAAUAUUAUCUGUUAUCUAUUGGGAAAUAACUCUUUUUUAUUUCUUUCCCUUUCGGUUCGGUUUGAAGAAUCAACACCGUUUGCGCGAUCGAUCCUCUGUAGCAUUAAAUGCACAUUAACGAGUGUAAGCUUUUUACGCAAUAGGCGACUUCUUCAUCCCACUGUAGGACAUACGUGUUGUUUAAAUUAUUUAACCUCAUUGCACCUGAUUUAGAUAUAUGUAUAAUGCUGGGCUAGUAUUGCUUUUUAUGUGAUUAUUUCCUAUCUGUUUGUUGUUAAAAUUAUAAUCUUUCUCUAUCAGGGGGAGGGGCGCGUUUGCUGAAUCGUGAUAUGAAGUGUAUAUAUGUCCACCAUGCUCUAUUAUAUCGAAAAUAUCAUUUUUAAAAAAGGUUUUUUUUUGCAUUGUUGUAUUGGGUAUGUUGCAUAGGGCAGGCCAUUUUCUGUUGUGUUUUUGUGCGGCUAGUAUGUAAAUGCGGGGCUUGGGAAAGGGUAGAAGCAUUAAGUUUUCUUUCACUUUUAAGUACACCGGGUUGAAAUGCCUAUGAGGCACAGCGAGAAGAAAAAAAAAACAGAAGAACCUGCAGGAGUAAUGUGUUUGUAGUGUGUAAGAGAGCAUCAACAAUCAAACAAUUUUUGCCACACGCUAUGCAAUAGAUCGUAAUCAAAAUAUGUUUUGUAAAUAUUUGCUAUAGUUUAUCUGGAGCUAGAUACAUAACUUAUUAUUCAUCGUCAUAUCGAAUUCUUGCAUUCUCUGCUGUGUUAUGGCCCAUCCAUAACGAAGGGGAAUAAUUUAAGUUUUUGUCGCCUGUUAUACGUUUCGCUUUGUUUUGGGACUUGUUGUUUGAAAAAAUUUAUACAAAAUCAGUCAAAAAAAAAGAUUAAUAAGAAAAAAAUCACUUCCCUAGGAGGUUGACAAAACGUCCAGUAGACGUUCUUUUUGCUGUGUCGUUUGAAUCCACAGGAAAUGGUUUGAGAUUGUAUUGGCAAAGCCAAUUAAGACGCAAACAGAAAACCUUAUGAAGUACGGUGCAUUAAUCAAUUUAAAAAAAAAACAUGAGAUCUAUUAUUUUUGGAUAUGGAUAAAGUUUGCAGAAAGUGCUAAAAUCACGCUACAUAAAGGUGUAUAAUUAUGUUACAACCAUAAGAUGAGUAAAGGGUCUCCUCACAUGGGAAACGGAGACGAUAAGAAAUAAUAAUUUUUAAUCAAACUAAGCUUACAAAAUGGAACAAUACCUUGGGGUUGCUUCAGUUUCUAUCGACACGAAUGAAAAAAAGAAGGCAUUUCUGCAAUGUUUCAUACAGGGCAGUAGAAAGCAAUAUCUUCCCUGAAAUUGUUAAACAGCCCCUCCCGAUCAUGUUGUGCAGUCAGAAUCGUACGGGAUUAAAAUGUCUACUACUAUCGAGAUAGUCAGUCAGCCAUCUGAAAGUCAGAUAGGGAACCCAACAACAAUUGUAGUACGAAAUGGGAAGAAAGUAAAACAGUUAUGCUGCUGCUCAACAGCAAAACAAACAAUCGAAAAUUGAAAGUACAAACAUCACUAUAACAACAACAAACAAAAAAAAAACACCCAUUAGAGAUAAAACACAGUGCUCACAGCAUUAAUUGCCCUUCCUAGCCAGUAGCGUGAAUCAACACACGAUUAAAACAAAUUCCAUCUCUUGUUCCAUAAGUAAUCUUACAAAAACUAAAAUAAACAAAACAACAAGUAGCAAAAUUUUCUUCAUUCAUCCUAGAAGACAAAACGCUCUCAGUACCUUUUUCGAUAUGGCGGGUAUUAUUAUAGGCAAGAAGAAAACAAAUCUGAUCUUUACAAAAUUAAGACAAGUAUUACAAAUUCAAAACCAUACAAAAUUAAACAAAUCAGGAGUCUAACAAAAAGGUACAACAAAUCUUCAAUGCAGUGUUUAGUCGGUGCGAAAAGCCCAAACACGCCAGGCCUCACUUUGGAAUGCCUUUUCUUCGUUUUUUUGUUUUUGAAGGUUUAGGGUUUUGGACUACCAGUUUAAGCGGCCACCCAAGGGUGCAAAGUACGCAUCGUAUUCACUAACAGUCAACUAAGAAUACCAAAAAUAUUGUAACAGAACUAUGAUCAACCCCCAGUAAAAUCGAUCGUACGUACCGAACGAAGUGAGUGAGCGAAAUGUGUUGGCAGAACGGACUGAGCUACAUUGUUGUUUUUUUUGAUAAGGUGUAUUUAUUGCAUUAACUACAAAAAGAGCUAACAUAGAAGGCAAAUAAGGCGGACAGGAAUCUAUCAAACAUGACUGAUGCGAACCUGAGCGCGUAUUAGGGAAGUGAUGGAAAGCGACGAUCCGCUUUUGUAGUAGAAAGAGAAUACAGUAUGACAAGCGGUAUAAUCGGGGGUAUAACCGUGCUAUGCGUGCUCUAAACGCAAACAGAAACAAAUAGCUGUUAGUUUAACUAUAUCAAAAGCCGAUACAGAUGGUCGGCCGAACAGUAAACGCUGAAUCAAAUGAAGAGAAAAAUGAAAAAAAAUGCUGUUAAAAUAGGAGGAACUGAGGCUGUUCUCUGGAAGGGACAAUACUUCCCUUCAUGCUGUUGGACACUCAUGUUGUUUGCGUUCAUUUCCUAUCUAUCGUUGUUGAUUGUUUGUAUUCACCGUAAUCAUGGCCAAUGGUACAAUGUUGAAAUAGCUAGAAAAAAAUAUGAAUAAGAAUUACAUUAAAAUGUCAUUGGGAAGCUGAAAAUUCAACGCCUAUUAUAGUAACGCCAUAUUUUUGUUCGAAAGAGCAAGUAGUUCCUUAACAUUGAUGAUCCAUUAUUGUCUACGAAAACCGCGAUUGGUUAACGGAAUUGUGUAAAGCAGCAAAAUACACAACAAGAGUAGAGCAAAACAUAUAGAAAUGCAUUAACCGGUACGUUUGUUUUAAAUACUGCAUCAGUGUACAAUAGAAUCCAGAGCAAUUGAAUACAAUGUUCAUUACAAUGAUUAGCAAAUGCACUAAUCCUUACAAACCCCGUCAACACACACACAGCAUUCUGAAAUAGUUCAUAAACAAUAGAAGAUUGUAGAUAUGCAAUAUAGCUUGAAGAUAGUUUUGUAUUAAUUGUGUACCACUUUUACUUUUAACAUUCCUUUUGCACAAGUAAAAACAACAAUACAACGGACACCAGAAACGCACAGAAUCCACGCACGUUCCCUACUACGACUAGAGAGCUACUAAAUGCUAGAUUGUUGCUGUGCCAUUCGUUUAUAAUUAAUCGUAUUAGUGCUUCUUUUGUAACAUCAACUCCGGAGAACACACCCAAACAGAUCAGCCAUGUUCAGUUAAGCAUUAUUAACUGGGACAAUUAAUAUUUACCUUUAACAAACCAUGUACUCUACUAAAACCGUGUGGUUAUAAAUGGAUUCGAGGAAUGAGUUACGAUCACAUAACAUAACAAAAUGCACGAGAAAAGUAUAAUGUUUAUCGAUGGAAUUUGUGGUAGCUAGUUUGAUGCUCUUACCACGUGCAAUGAGUUUUGCGAUAAGGUCAUACUGUGGCAGCAAGGAUCAGCAUAAAUUCAUCGUCAAAUAUGUAUGAUGUAGUACACAAUUCAAUGUUAGUUUUCCUACUUUGCCACAGUGGAAUAUAUAUUGUACCACAUUGAUAGUUUUAUGUAAAGUCCACAUUUAGCACCAAGAAAAUGUGUCCUGAUCGUACAUCACAUAUAUGGGAAUAUGAUACACAUCACAAAAUGGGCGAUCACAUAGAAUGUACCAUUCUAAGCGUAUGGACUAAGACAGAUUUUAAGUUGGGACGAUCCGAUCUUAUUCUCCUUAAAAUAUAAAAAAGCAGCAAUGCUUUUUCAGACACACAGAUGUAUGGUAUAGAUGAAGAUGUAACAUUAGUAGGAUAAUAGAGGCUCUAGUUCUUGAUUGUUUCAUGUUGUAGAGUACACUGAUUAGAAACAUUACAAUGUAUAGUAUGAAAACAUUACUAAACGCAGAACGCAGGAGUCGGAGAGAAAGUGAAAAUAUGCUUGUUUUUAGGAUUAAAAUUUGGUUUUCUUGUUUUUGGUCUAAAUUAUUCUGUUGUUUUUAUGUAAAGUGAGCGAAUUAAAAUUGUUUAAAACAGUUGGGUUAGACAACUUCCCCAACACGGUUAUUGGUUAGCGCAUUUCGUUAACAUGUUCCUUAUAAAUGAUAUCGUAUAUUUCAACCCGCGUUCUAAUGUAUGAUCGAUCCGAUUCAUACGCCCUAAGUUAUCAGUAUCUGAAGUAAUCUGAAGCUGAAAAGCAGAUCGUGUUUUCGUUUUGUUGAUAUUUGCAAAGAGCGCAAUUUGAAGAAGCGUUUUACGCUCGUUUUUCGCCUAUAGUAGAAGGUCUGUGAUGGUGAUGAUAAUGAAAAGCAUUAUAUAGGAUGUAAUCGGUGUGCACGCGUGACGUGUAGCAUUGUGCUACAAUUUACGAUCGGAACUGAUCAUAGCACAGUGCAGUUUAUUGUAAGCCAAGCCAUUCUACAUGAAUAUUUGAUUGGAAACGGUGGAGAUGGAGCAAAAAAAAACAGACACACAAUCGGUUAACGAGUUCAUAAACACAUUUUCAACCAUAUGGCAAAUGAAAUAACACAAAGGAAAAAAAUAAAAAAUAACAUCAAACAGUGUCGUACAAUGUAAUUGGCAUACACGCAGAUAAACAAUAAUGCAAAUCAUGUAUAAAACAUUUAUAUAUUUUUGAGAAAAUAUUCAUAUACUUAUACAUAAAGACAUGCGAAUGAAGAAGGAGGACGAAACAAGCAAAAAAAAGCAUCUAAAAAGAGAACCAAUGAAACAUAAGAAAAGUGUCGAAGUGAGGGGGCAAAAUCCAGUUACAUUGACAUAAUUCUACUGUUUUCGCAUUUCCGUCAACUAAUUCUUCAAUAAACAAAUCGAAUAAUGUAUGAAUGUUACAGAACAAAAGAGUAGGGGUUUCGGUUUGUGUUUAAAACUAUGCUACACAAGCAUCAUUGCAUUGAAAUAGUAUGAAUAUACAACUUGCAAUAGAAUUACAUUGUUACACAUUGUGCUUCAGUUUUUUCAACACUUAUGCAAAAGUAUAUUACAACUACACCGAUGAUACUACUUUGAUUAAUCACAAGCAUACAUAAAGCAGGAAAAACUAAAAAAAAUAUGCUGGAAAUCAAUGAAGCGAAACAUCUGGUUGACGAGAAACUGAACGUUCUCUAUCCCUUAUACCUAGCAGUAGCUGAAACAUGUAAAGGACACAACAAAAUAGAGAACUGUGAGCAGGAAAGAAAAGUGGAGAAAAACAUACACAAUAAACCUAUAUAUAUACCUUGUAUGCGAAAAGAAA
This is a messenger RNA of Anopheles funestus (African malaria mosquito), 8389 nucleotides long. RefSeq names its product menin (gene Mnn1). The transcript is spliced from 2 exons. Gene Ontology annotation, biological process: negative regulation of cell cycle; negative regulation of cell population proliferation; regulation of transcription by RNA polymerase II. Bases 707 to 2782 code for a protein of 691 amino acids. The record is from RefSeq and is a predicted model, not a curated record. Gene Ontology annotation, molecular function: Y-form DNA binding; transcription cis-regulatory region binding; chromatin binding. Lineage: Eukaryota; Metazoa; Arthropoda; Insecta; Diptera; Culicidae. Gene Ontology annotation, cellular component: chromatin; histone methyltransferase complex; nucleus.